AUGGAAUUAUUUCCCCCAAGCUUCCAAGUUGUUCCUUAUCCCAACACGUUUCUCAUCCACGAAAGAGUAAGUUUACGCGACCCUACCCUGGCCAUGGGCUACACCGUCGAUCAAGAUGAGAGCCAAAUGGAGAAAGAAGCGGGUUCGCCGCCUCAAGCGCAAGAGAAGAAAGAUGAGGGCCAGAUCGUAAGUUGCGCUGCUUCUACUGAUAUUGUGAACGUCGCUGACCAUCUUCCCAGCAAAUAA
Fusarium poae is the source of this 246-nucleotide messenger RNA. RefSeq lists its product as uncharacterized. NCBI's taxonomy places the organism in Eukaryota, Fungi, Ascomycota, Sordariomycetes, Hypocreales, Nectriaceae. The transcript has 2 exons. The record is from RefSeq and is a predicted model, not a curated record. Bases 1 to 246 code for a protein of 81 amino acids.